AAAAUCUCUGGAUAUUUUCCGGAUGAUCUGACUGUAAGCUGGCAUAGGAAGGAGGCAGGGACAGGUGCCUUUCAUGAUAUCUCUAAUACACAAAAGUACAAAUGGCACAUUACAAAAUCCCAGGAGCAGUCAGAUCACACAUAUGCCUGUACAGCCAGUCUGGUGUUCACCCAACGAAAGCAGACCACGGAGAAGACUAUAUGUGUAGGGUGGAUCAUCCCAGUCUGGAGCAACCAAUAGAGAAGACAACGGGAAAAUUACCCCUAAUAGAUCUUGGUUGGAGCCCCCAUGUUUUAGAAAUAGAUACAUCUGCUCUAGUUUUCAACGCUGAUUGUGAAAUACAGUGUAAAAUCUUCGGCUAUUUCCCAAAAAAACUGACCGUGAGUUGGCAGAAGAAGGAAAAAAAU
Messenger RNA from Staurois parvus, 407 nucleotides. The record is from the annotation of a GenBank genome assembly. Lineage: Eukaryota; Metazoa; Chordata; Amphibia; Anura; Ranidae.